Molecule: messenger RNA, 2431 nt
Organism: Suillus paluster
Lineage: Eukaryota; Fungi; Basidiomycota; Agaricomycetes; Boletales; Suillaceae
Product: P-loop containing nucleoside triphosphate hydrolase protein
Exons: 4
Coding region: 154-2148 (664 amino acids)
Cellular component (GO): nucleus
Molecular function (GO): RNA helicase activity; RNA binding; ATP binding
Source: RefSeq, a predicted model, not a curated record
AUGGCUGUCAAUUAGUCAGCAUCUCUCAGCUCCGGAAUUUUUUAUCAAAAUUGUGGUUGCUCAGCUUUCUUUCUUCAUCCACCAACAUCGGUCUUUCACUAGAACAUCAACGACAGAAAAAAAGAACGGACAAGUUCAUCAUUUCGACUUAAUAUGACCAAUGGAAUUGUAAACGGCAACGCAAGUCUAGAGACUCAGUUUGCUUCUCUCGGCAUCAAUGGAACGAAAUCUGCAUACGUUCCCCCUCAUAUGAGAAAUGCGCAGCGCGCUACACCACCCCCGCAACAACCAAACGGGACCGGCUGGAACGAGCCCCAGGCUUCUCCUCGUAGUGGAUUCGAACCCCUUCGUGGUGGAAAUUCCGACAGAGGCAACAGAAAUAGCGCCGCCUUUGUUGGUGGUAUCACAUUCAGCCCCUCCCGCGCAGGUAGCAGUGCAAGUGAUUGGGCCGGUCGCCCAUCUAGCAACGGAUGGACCGCCAGAGAACCCCGUGGAGAUAGCCAACAGCGUGAUUCUUCCGGAUUUGGUGUCUGGCGCAACGGUGUUCAUGUCGUCGGUCCUCGCAACCCGCGCAUGGAAAAGGAGCUUUUCGGUGAUCCCACUGAUCCAUCCAAGCAACACACUGGUAUCAAUUUCGAGAAGUAUGAUGACAUUCCUGUCGAGGCUACGGGCGCUGGUGUCCCAGAGCCCGUUAUAGCUUUCACAAACCCCCCACUAGAUCCUGUUCUCUUGGAGAACAUCGCAUUCGCUCGUUACGCUACUCCCACUCCCGUUCAAAAGUACUCCAUUCCCAUCGUUGCUGCUAACAGAGAUUUAAUGGCCUGUGCUCAGACUGGUUCAGGCAAGACAGGCGGCUUCCUUUUCCCUAUUUUCUCCGCCUCUUUCGCUUCUGGACCUCGUGCCCCACCACCUGAGACCCCAUCAAUGGGGUACUCACGCUCACGUAAAGCCUACCCUACUGCCCUUAUCCUCGCUCCCACUCGUGAACUUGUCAGUCAAAUUCACGAGGAAGCACGUAAAUUCGCGUACCGCUCGUGGGUUCGCCCAGCGGUUGUAUACGGUGGUGCCGACAUUAAUCAACAGCUGCGGUUGAUCGAGCGUGGCUGUGAUCUUCUCAGUGCUACUCCUGGACGACUUGUUGACCUCAUUGAGCGUGGUCGGAUCAGUUUAGCAAACAUCCGUUACCUUGUCCUUGAUGAGGCUGAUCGCAUGCUUGACAUGGGUUUCGAGCCCCAGAUUCGCAGGAUCGUCCAAGGAGAGGACAUGCCCGGCACAGAGGACCGCCAGACGCUUAUGUUUAGCGCAACCUUCCCACGUGAUAUCCAAAUGCUCGCACGGGACUUCCUGAAGGACUACAUAUUCCUUUCUGUCGGCCGUGUUGGCUCGACAUCUGAGAAUAUCACCCAGAAGAUCGAGUACGUUGAGGACAAUGACAAGCGUUCGGUUUUGCUUGAUCUCCUCGCGUCUGAUCCUCCUGGUGGUUUGACGCUCGUCUUUGUGGAAACAAAGCGCAUGGCUGACAUGUUGUCUGAUUUCCUCAUGUCAAACCGCCUCCCUGCUACUUCCAUCCAUGGCGAUCGUUCCCAGCGUGAGCGUGAGAUGGCUCUGCAGACCUUCCGCACCGGUCGCACUCCAAUUUUAGUUGCUACUGCGGUCGCAGCCCGCGGUCUUGAUAUUCCUAACGUUACCCACGUGAUCAACUACGACCUCCCUUCGGACAUUGAUGACUACGUCCACCGCAUUGGUCGUACAGGUCGUGCCGGAAACACCGGUGUCUCCACUGCAUUCUUCAACCGCGGCAACAAAAACAUUGUCCGCGAUCUUCUCGAACUUCUUCGCGAGGCUAACCAGGAGAUUCCUUCGUGGUUGGAGAGCGUCGUACAUGAAACGACCUUUGGAUCGAGUUUCCGAGGCAGUAGCGGUCGCGGACGUGGAGGUGGCAGUGGCGGUGCUGGAGGUCGUGGUCGUGCCGGUAACCGUGACUAUAGACAGUCCAGCUACGGUAGCGCCGGUGGCUAUGGCGGAGGUUUCGGACGUGGCAACAUGAGCUACGGCAAUGCCCCUUCCCCUUCAUACGGCGGCGGAGGUUAUGGUGGAGGUUUCAACAACAGCAAUGGAGCAAGUGGUGGUGGAUCCGGCUGGUGGUAAAUAUACGACCACCAUGCCCUAAUCUUCUCGCCUCAUACUCAGUCAUCAAAUUCUUCUCGGCCUGCACCUCCUCUCGGAUUUCCUCGAUUCUCUCCCUUGAAAAUGUCCCUGGUAACAACAAACUCCUGGUCCUAUGCACUCAAACAUCCAUCUCGCUCUGUGUUUCGCUCUCUUUCCUCUCUCAUGCACGGACUCCUUGCGCUGCUCUUUCAACCUGGUUUGUCUCGUUGCUCCUGCUCAUCAUGAAGACUACGGCCUAUCUUACAUUCGUCGUCUGUGUUUC